This is a messenger RNA of Polypterus senegalus (gray bichir), 1347 nucleotides long. It is a transcript of the gene rnaseh1, whose product is annotated as ribonuclease H1. Gene Ontology annotation, molecular function: RNA-DNA hybrid ribonuclease activity; magnesium ion binding; nucleic acid binding. Bases 373 to 1266 code for a protein of 297 amino acids. Gene Ontology annotation, biological process: DNA replication, removal of RNA primer. The record is from RefSeq and is a predicted model, not a curated record. NCBI's taxonomy places the organism in Eukaryota, Metazoa, Chordata, Cladistia, Polypteriformes, Polypteridae. The transcript has 8 exons.
GCUAUCUGCAACGCCGUUAACCUAAGACACUGUUUAAAACAGUAUUAGAAUUGUAGGUUCUUUGAUUAAAUAAGUUUAAAUGUGCGGCCAACUAUUACAAAUUCAUCUUUUUAAUUACAUGCGCUGCAAAGAGUAAUUUGUUCCGGGCUUUUGUUUCUUGUCCUGGAAGUAAUACAGUGGGGGCGGGUCUAUCGUGGGUUACUGGAUGUACCAAAAGAUAUUUUUGUUUUAACUCUGUAACGGAGUUUUGUGUUUUCUUUGGAAACUGUUAAGCCGCCAGAUGGCUUAAUUGCAUUCGUUCUGCAUGUUUCGCUUUAAGUUGCUACGUAAUGUGCGACUCACCUGAGGAGACUGCCCUUUAAAAGUUAGGGGAUGUUCAGCGUUUCUAGUUUUUUAAAUAGUAUUCGGAGAAGUUUACCUAUUGGGCUCGUGAAAAUGGCUAAAGGCAAAUAUUUCUAUGCUGUGAAGACUGGCAAGGUACCAGGGGUUUACGGUUCCUGGGAGGAAUGCAAGAAACAAGUUGACAAGUUUCCUUCUGCAACAUUUAAGAAGUUUGCUUCAGAAGAGGAAGCAUUGACAUUUGUAGGUAGCAAUGCUUCAGAGCCCACUGCAGAUUCAUUGGAUUUUUUAGAGGAAGUAUUUAAGGAAGACAUGACCAGUGAAAUACCUGUCGAAUGUUCUACUGGAAUGAAGAGGGUUUAUAGCAAACUUUCAGAAGAGGAAGUGCCUUCAGCCAAACGAAAAAAAAACUUGGAAACUACAGCAGUUAGUCCUGCUGAAAUCCCAGUACAAAGAGGCGGUUUUACUUACAUGGGAAAUGCAGUAGUAGUGUACACUGAUGGGUGUUGUUCUUCUAAUGGAUAUAAGAUGGCCAGAGCAGGAAUAGGAGUGUACUGGGGACCAGACCAUCCUAAGAAUGUGGCUGAGAGAUUAACAGGCAGGCAAACUAAUCAAAGAGCUGAAAUACUGGCUGCCUGUCGAGCAAUUGAACAAGCUAAAAGCAUGGAUAUAACAAAAAUUGUGCUCUACACUGAUAGCAUGUUCACAAUUAAUGGUAUUACAAAGUGGAUAAAGAAAUGGAAAACAAAUGGAUGGAAGCUAAAUUCUGGUGGUAGUGUAACAAAUAAAGAUGAUUUUCAGAAGCUUGACAAGGCAACAGAGGGAAUGCAGAUUACUUGGAUUCAUAUUCCUGGUCAUGCAGGCUAUCAAGGUAAUGAGGAAGCAGAUCGACUGGCCAGAGAGGGAGCCACAAAGCCACUGAAUUAAGCAGCCAAGACUGUCCAGUAAACAGACUAAAAUAAGUGGCCAUGUGUAUGUCAGAUUUUUAAUUUAGUUUUUUUUUUUUAA